This is a messenger RNA of Microsporum canis CBS 113480, 1017 nucleotides long. RefSeq lists its product as hypothetical. The coding region runs from base 1 to 1017 and encodes 338 amino acids. NCBI's taxonomy places the organism in Eukaryota, Fungi, Ascomycota, Eurotiomycetes, Onygenales, Arthrodermataceae. The record is from RefSeq and is a predicted model, not a curated record. The transcript has 6 exons.
AUGGAUAAACCCGUGGUUCCAGAGGCUCCGGCUGUUCCUGGGCCACCAGAGCUGCCCUACUCGCUCAGAUCCAGGAAACGCUCCAUUGCUAUAUUCUGGACACUUUUUGUCAUCGAUACUCUGGUCCAGCCGUUGGUCCUUUACUUUACCUUGUGGUAUUGCACUAGCUUGUCACAUAACUUGGUGUUUACCAUAAGUACCGCCGCGCUAGGAGGGGUCGCGGUCGUUGAAUAUUUUUAUCGAUUCUAUAACCUAUUCAGAAAGAACUCGAAAGUAAGACCGUUGAAUGCAAGGAGAUCAUGGCUUGACUUCUUUCAGGUAAAUUUUACAAUAGUAUGGCUCAUCCUGGCUGUGGAGUUAAUCAUAGGAACCGUCCAAGAAGAGCCAUACAUCCGUCUUCUUGCGAUGCCACUACCAACAGUGAUGUUCUACUUCGGAUUUGUCCAUUUAACGCUAGACUUUCUUCGUGCCCGAGGUUAUCAGGCUCCUUUUCGCAUAUCCUCCACACCGAAGGGUUAUGUUAUGCCCACAGCCCUAUACGUAUUGAUAGAAGACGUCGUUGCUGUGGACGGUGGGGGUGGGCAGGUAUACCGAAGGGCCCUUCGUGACAGAUACCUCUCCAGCCCAUACUUCAGACAAAUGCUUUUUGAAAUGAACUGUUUCUGGGGCGGUGGUUCAGUCAUUUUUGCGGCCGUAAUAACUGCGCUGGUUUUUACUACCCCUAGGGAUGUGGCAUAUACCCUCGGAUGGUCUCUUCCUUUCGUAUGGGCAGGCACUUGGGCCAUUAUCACUGUUCCAUGGGUCCAAGCUGAUCUUCGCAAGGAGAAGGCUGCUUGGGGGAAAUAUUCCCUUCACGGAGAACCCUACACCGAUGACAUCACAUGCUCCACGCCCCAGACUCGAUUUUUAUCAGUUUCUGGCCGACUAAUAUCCUCGUUACCAUUCCAGCGGCCAGGAAAGCCAGCGAGAGCCGAAGUUGAUAACACCCAAUCUGGAUACAAUUCUGAGAUUGUAUAA